UCUCUCUCUCUCUCUGUUAUAAAGUUGAAACCUUUAAAGCUUCUGCUUUUGAUGGGCUAAUCUCGGAGAGAACAAUGGCCGACGAAGGGAAGAUUUUCGCUCUUUCCGAAGUCUCACAGCACAACCACGCUAAAGAUUGUUGGCUCGUCAUCAAUGGCAAGGUGUAUGAUGUCACCAAGUUUCUCGAGGACCAUCCCGGUGGAGAUGAAGUUCUCUUGUCUUCAACAGGUAAAGAUGCAACGGAUGACUUUGAGGACGUGGGUCACAGCGAGAGUGCAAGAGAGAUGAUGGGUCAGUACUGUGUAGGAGAGAUCGAUACCGAGACCAUCCCCAAGAAAACAAAGUACACGCCUCCUCAACAGCCACAUUACAAUCAGGACAAGACCUCCGAGUUCAUCGUCAAGAUACUCCAGUUCCUUGUACCACUCGCCAUCCUCGGUUUAGCUGUCGGUAUCCGCAUCUACACCAAAUCAGGUUAGGAUUGUUGUCACUCCCUCCCUUUUAGAGUCGAGUCUGAUGAUAUAUUGACAAAGUCCCAUCCCUUUCCUGUUCUUGUUCUCUAUAUCUGGUAUUGUCCAGACAAUGUUGUGUUAUACUGUGUUACCGCAGACUUGCUGUAUUGCCUUGUGCAAAGAAACUAUGAACAUAUCCGAGUGCUCUAUACCUCAAUGAAAAACCCUUUCUUUUGAUUCACAAUGCAA
Molecule: messenger RNA, 701 nt
Organism: Tarenaya hassleriana
Lineage: Eukaryota; Viridiplantae; Streptophyta; Magnoliopsida; Brassicales; Cleomaceae
Product: cytochrome b5
Exons: 3
Coding region: 75-479 (134 amino acids)
Cellular component (GO): intracellular membrane-bounded organelle; membrane
Molecular function (GO): heme binding
Source: RefSeq, a predicted model, not a curated record